This is a messenger RNA of Mucor mucedo, 779 nucleotides long. RefSeq lists its product as uncharacterized. Bases 60 to 527 code for a protein of 155 amino acids. The transcript is spliced from 3 exons. Gene Ontology annotation, biological process: regulation of DNA-templated transcription. Gene Ontology annotation, molecular function: DNA-binding transcription factor activity. The record is from RefSeq and is a predicted model, not a curated record. Lineage: Eukaryota; Fungi; Mucoromycota; Mucoromycetes; Mucorales; Mucoraceae.
CCGAGAUACUCCGUCCCAAAAUUAUUUUUAUUUUAUUUUACCCUUUUACACAAUUCAUAAUGAAUAAUCUUGAAAGAUCGGAAUCACUAUCAAAAGCAGGCCGUCAUCGUAUUUACACCAAUGAACAGCGUAAAGAUCGCAACCGGAAAGCACAGGCUGCUUUUAGAGACCGUCGUAACAACUAUACCAAGACUUUAGAAGAUGUUUUAUUAAAAUAUGAAGAUAAGAUUCAGGAUCUUGAAGAUUUACAUACCGCCUCCAUCCAACAAGUGAAAGUAACAGAAGAACGAUGUCAAUGGCUUGGUAACGAACUUGCCUCAGUACAAAAAUUAUUGCAGCUAGCUUUGGCAGAAAAUCAACGUCUCUUACAAAAUACCAUGGAAACUUUACCCGUCUCACCGCCUUCGUGCGCACCUGAUCUGCAUAUUACAACUUUCCUAUCUAAUUUAAAUGAACCGCAAGAUAUCUAUGGCAAAAGAUGGUUAGAAGAUUUAAAUCAUAAUACAGGCGAGUUCAUCAAAAACUAGAUAUAGAUAUGAACUUUCUGGUCCUAGAAACCUUCUUUUUUUUUUUUUGAAAACAACAGACCAAAAUCCUUGUCGAUAUGUGUUUACAGAUGAUGAACAAAAUGAUUUCAGUCUUGGUAUUCUGUAGUUUACACAAACGAGGAUUUUAAACACAACAUUUCGUGGUAAAUAGAUUUCCUAUUCCGUUCUCACAAUAAAAAUAUAAUGUUACGCUCGUACACUUUGUGUACUUACUUAUGUGCAUAAUAACAG